Messenger RNA from Erigeron canadensis, 1421 nucleotides. RefSeq lists its product as uncharacterized. The coding region runs from base 80 to 1336 and encodes 418 amino acids. The record is from RefSeq and is a predicted model, not a curated record. NCBI's taxonomy places the organism in Eukaryota, Viridiplantae, Streptophyta, Magnoliopsida, Asterales, Asteraceae. The transcript is spliced from 4 exons.
UCGUGUAUUUUGAUUACAAACAUUUUGAAUACAAAACAUUGUUCAAAAUAAAAAAAUACAGUAAAUUGAAUAAAGAAUUAUGAUGACGACGAGUUUAAAAGGAAAAAGAUUAAAAGAAGUAAUAUAUACCCAAAUUCGAAGGUUGACAACAAAUUCACGCGGUCGGAGGAUUGAAGAUGAAGGAGACUGGUUUUAUUCAUCAGAAUGGUGGGACCCCCAUGAUUCUAAUUCACCUGUUUUCCGUUCUUUUUCUGAUAAAGGAAACGGCGUCGUUUCUGUAGUAGCUUCUCCUUCUUCUAGACCAAAUGCAAGUCACUGGUACAAAACUGAAAAUUGGCUUAACCAACGGUAUGCAGAGCUGCAUCCAAGUAGUGAACAAAACUUACGUUUUAGAAUUCUUGGGUAUCAAUGGCGUGCACUUCGUUUUAAUGAUGAUACUCGCCAAAGCACAGUUAAAGUCAUGGCUGCUUAUACGGAAUCGGAUCCUGGAUCUAUAUUCUUAAGGCAGGAACCACAUUGUUUGGCUAUUCCAUAUCUCAAAAGUAUGGUAUCUACUGGAUUGGCUUCCCUCUCAUGUAAUUAUGAUCUUCUAAGCUCUUUAUAUGGCAAGAGAACUUUGAAGGUUUUAUGUAUCGGUCAUGGUGGUGGAAGCAUACCGUUGUUUCUGGCUUCUAGAAUUCCAGGUGCCAUAAUCGACAUCGUAGAAAUCGAUCCCGUAGUUAUUUCUGCUUCAACCCAAGCAAUGGGCUUUCCAUCUUUCUCUAUUAUGAAACAAUCUGGUGAGCGUGCACACUCAAAACCAAAUAUCAUUGAUGAAGUACUGUGGAAAGGCGUUCAUGAGAGGUUACACCUAUAUGAAUCUGAUGCUGAGCAAUUCAUCACAGAGAGUACCGACAUUUAUGACAUGGUUUUUGUAGAUGCCUACGACGGUGAAGAUAUAUUUCCGCACAAGUUGUGGAAUCCAGAUUCCAUUUUUCUCAAAGCCUUGGGCGAACGCCUUCAUCCUAAACAUGGAACAGUAGUGGUGAAUCUUCAUUCUGAUACUGAUAUAAUAGAUGGAUAUGUACCACCAAUGGGUAAUUAUGUUUCCAAAGUAGCCACAGCAUAUCAGAAGGUGUUAUUAGAUGAUAUUGAAAGUACUUAUGGUUCAGCAUUCACUGUUCUCGUUCCUUGGGUUUGUAAUACGUCUCUCGUGGUUUCUAGGGGUUUUAGGAACAGUACACAUGAUAUCAUUUUCAAUGAUCUUAUAUCAAAAUCACUGGAAGUUGAAAAUAUGUUGAACUUGCCAUUCUCUUGUUUACAAUAUGUAAAGACAGGUUUGAUGUUUGUUGAUUAAUUUUGGAUUCUUGAAGUUGGUUUUUCUGCAUGUCCAAAGAUCCAUCCAGCUAUCAUAAUUGUGUUUGACCAUGAGCUUGGAUCUU